ACGAGACGGAUACAUGACAGAGCUUUCGGGAAGAAAGAGAAGAAGGAUGAAAAAUAUAAAAAGUUCAGUCACGAAGAACAGAUCUCUCGUACGCUUCUAUCAAAGCAUCUGAUUUAGUGGUCGCGCUCAGUUGACGCGUACCUGUCAAAGAACGAGGAUAUGUCAGGGGUCGUGGAGUGCCUCUUACUGACUGUCAUCGCGUCAUGCGUGGCCGAGCAAGGUAAUUCGAGGGAAAUACCUUUCACGAGGGAGAAGUAUUAUCAUAAACCUGGCCGGCUGGUGGACAACCAGAUUGCCACGUUGUCUAAUCUCAGCAAUGUUACUCACAUGAAUGAGGUCUUGGAUAACAUAUGCAUAGUAAGGAUUGUGGGGACUCCUGAACACGUGAGAGUGCGACAGUAUAUCAAGAGAUCAAUGACAGAUCUAGGUUGGACAGUAGAGUCAGAUGUAUUCAAAGCCGAUACACCUAUAUUUGGCAAACUGGAGUUUGAAAACAUAAUAGCGAAAUUAAAUCCUAAUGCAAAAAGAUAUUUAGCACUAGCUUGUCAUUUCGACUCAAAGUAUACGAGAGAGAGAAAUUUUGUUGGCGCCACAGACAGUGCUGUACCAUGUGCUCAAAUGAUUAAUUUAGCGACUGUUAUGAAUAGUUAUUUCAAUAAACAACAAGAUAUUAGUUUAAUGCUCAUUUUCUUUGAUGGAGAAGAAGCAUUCAAGGAAUGGGGUCCAAAUGAUUCCAUUUAUGGUGCCAAACAUUUAGCUCAGAAAUGGCAUAAUAAUAAAACUGCUUAUGACAGUGAGAAUUAUUUCUCCGAAUUGGAUAAGAUGGACAUGUUAGUCCUCCUUGAUUUAUUAGGAGCACCAGAUCCAACUUUUUACAAUUAUUUUGAAAAUACCGAGAAGUGGUAUUCUCUUUUAGUCAAUACCGAAAAGAAAUUAGCUAAUAUGAGAAAAUUCGAAUCUUAUACAUAUAAUAAACCAAAACAGAGCUAUUUUCAACCAUACUCUUUUCAACCACAUAUUGAAGACGAUCAUAUCCCUUUCUUAAGAAAAAAUGUACCCAUUCUACAUUUAAUACCAAUCCCGUUUCCGACCUCUUGGCAUAAAACGAGUGAUAAUCGACAUAAUAUCGAUUUGAAAACUACAGAAAAUCUUAAUAAAAUAUUGAGAUUGUUUGUGGCUUCUUAUUUACAUUUGUCGAUUCUCUAACGGAAUCAAAAAAUGUUUCUUAGACAAAUUUGAGAGAAAACUUGUUAUAUCGAUGAAUCAAAAGAAAUACAUAGUGUUAAGUCUGCAAAACAUAACAUAUCUACUAAAAAAAAAAGAAAAUUUUAAUCCCAAAUAUUAAAUGUAUUGGAAAAAUUAAUAUUUCACAUACAGCUAUCUAUAUUUUUUUAAAAGAUUUAUUGUUUAGAAUGUCUGUUUUGCUAUGAAUUUUUCUGGAUCAAAAAUUUUGUAUUAUUCCUCCGGUGAUAUUCUUGUAUAAUUGUAUCAUAUGUAAUUUGUUAUGUGAAUGCGAUUGUACAGUAUUACAUAAAUUACAUAUUUGUA
Molecule: messenger RNA, 1548 nt
Organism: Camponotus floridanus (Florida carpenter ant)
Lineage: Eukaryota; Metazoa; Arthropoda; Insecta; Hymenoptera; Formicidae
Gene: isoQC
Product: glutaminyl-peptide cyclotransferase
Exons: 6
Coding region: 160-1206 (348 amino acids)
Molecular function (GO): glutaminyl-peptide cyclotransferase activity; zinc ion binding
Source: RefSeq, a predicted model, not a curated record